Messenger RNA from Macrosteles quadrilineatus (aster leafhopper), 4310 nucleotides. RefSeq names its product G-protein coupled receptor GRL101-like. Gene Ontology annotation, cellular component: membrane. The coding region runs from base 28 to 3783 and encodes 1251 amino acids. Gene Ontology annotation, biological process: G protein-coupled receptor signaling pathway. The record is from RefSeq and is a predicted model, not a curated record. Gene Ontology annotation, molecular function: protein binding; G protein-coupled receptor activity. The transcript has 32 exons. NCBI's taxonomy places the organism in Eukaryota, Metazoa, Arthropoda, Insecta, Hemiptera, Cicadellidae.
GGUACCAAACUAGCGGGAUGAAAUAAUAUGUGCGCAUGGUUUCCAAUGGCUAUGCUUCAUGUACUUGGGGUCGUGGUGUUUGUUCUUCCUGUCAUUACAUCCAUCUCAACAACUUACAUUUUAGACGAGCAUCUGUCGUGUUCGGCAAACCAGACCACUGCAGAAGUGUUCCAGUGUGAGUCUGUAUGUCUGCCUCCCACCUCAGUGUGUAAUGGUAUCCCAGAAUGCCCUAGCGGUCAAGAUGAAGCAGUUCAGCAAUGCGGUUGUCUCAACAACGAGUUCAGAUGUUCGAACAGCUGUGUUGCUCUCGUCAAGAGAUGUGACCGUCAUGCGGACUGUGAUAAUGAAGAAGACGAGCUAGACUGUAAAUCCUUCAUAUGUCCAAUCACUCACUUCAAAUGCAACAACCACUUCUGCGUGCCCCUACACUCUGUGUGUGAUUUCACCGACGAUUGCGGAGACAAUUCUGAUGAGAUAGAUUGUCCCCAUCGGCCGUGCUGGCAUAUGGAGUUCACUUGUAACAACGGCAAAUGCAUCAGACCCAUGUCACUGUGCGACGGCAGAAACGAUUGUCUUGAUGGUUCCGACGAGGAUGAUUGUACUCCAGAUGCAUUUGUGAGAUGUGGGGAUGGGUCGCUGGUGCACCGCUACCAAUGGUGCGACGACCACUCGGACUGUGAGGACAACCAUGCUGACGAGAUCAACUGCCGGGCCUGCGAUGAGAGGACCGAGUUCAGAUGUUCCAACGGCCGAUGUGUCCGCAAGGCUAACAUCUGUGAUGCUCAAUGUGACUGUGGCCCUGUCAAUAACUCCAGCUACUUUUGUGAGGACGAACGCGACUGUCACCCGUUCUACACCAUCACUGAAGGGGUCACCAUUUGUAAGCUAGGCAAGUCACUCGGAUGCUCAGUUCCCGAAUCUGCUCACACCUCUGCUAAAGAGAGAUGUAUCCGGAAGGAGUUUCUCUGUGAUGGCCACAAUGACUGCUACAAUGGGAAUUUUCUAUCAGAUGAAUUUGGUUGUGAUAUUCCCAACGACGUCCAACAGAUGACUGAAUCGUUCAGAUGCAAAGACAGCCGCACCCUUCCAGAUUACCUGCGCUGCGAUUUCAAGUACGACUGUCUCGACGGCGACGACGAACACGACUGUCCGUUUACCGAGUGUAGAGAGGGAGAGUGGAGCUGUUCUAAUGGUCAGUGCAUCCCCUAUAACUCUUACUGUGACCUCACACUUGACUGUAUGGAUAAGACGGACGAAAUUAACUGCAGCUCGAAGGUAUGCAGGGAAGGCUACGUCAAGUGCCAGGUGGGUGGGCAGUGUCUCGCUCAACAGUUUAACUCCUUGUUUUACAUCCGCAGGCUCGAAGGUAUGCAGGGAAGGCUGCGUCAAGUGCUAGGCUCGAAGGUAUGCAGGGAAGGCUGCGUCAAGUGCCAGGCUCGACGGUAUGCAGGGAAGGCUACGUCAAGUGCUAGGUGGGUGGGCAGUGUCUCGCUCAACAGUUUAACUCCUAGUUUUACAUCCACAGGCUCGAAGGCUCGAAGGUAUGCAGGGAAGGCUGCGUCAAGUGCCAGGUGGGUGGGCAGUGUGUUGCUUAACAGUUUAACUCCUUGUUUUACAUUACCAGGCUCGAAGGUAUGCAGGGAAGGCUACGUCAAGUGCCAGGUGGGUGGGCAGUGUCUCGCUCAACAGUUUUGGUGCGAUUACUUCAUAGACUGUCCGGACGGAUCUGACGAAUCUAAUUGUUCCACCCGGUUGUGUGGCCCGGACCAGUUUACUUGUGACAGUGGGCAAUGUGUGGACGCUAGACUGAGAUGCUACGACAGCGGCUCUCCACGAGACGGCUGUGCUGACGGUUCACACCUCAAACAUUGUCGAGAAUGGGAAUGUGUGGAACAGAAUCAGUUUAAAUGCAGAGGAGGUCCUUGCCUAAACAUAUCCCUGCUGUGUGACCAUGCGAUAGACUGCAAGGGGUCCUGGAACGAUGAGGAUGGCUGCCCAUUUACCUGUUCAGCCAGCACGCCUCAGUGCGAGUGUAGGGAUAUCCACAUCAACUGUACCGACCGCCAUCUUGUCUCCGUCCCCACCGACACUGAGAAGGAGAUCACUUGGUUUCAUCUUGGAAGUAAUCAGCUGAAUGAAACCUUGAACAACGACACUUUUGUGCAAUUUGAAAGAAUUCUAUACUUAGACCUGAGCAACAACAGUCUGAGGGCUCUGCCACCUCUUAUGUUCCGCAACCAAUGGCGACUCUCAGUAUUGGAUCUCCAUGACAACCUCAUUACUUACCUUAGCAAUGGGUCAUUCUACGGACUCGCUAGCCUUAAAGCAUUACAUCUACAAGGAAACAAGCUUCAAGCGAUUCAGGCCUACGCAUUUUAUGGCCUUUACUCUAUAAUAUCUCUUGAUCUACAAGGACAAGAGAUCCAUUCUAUUGAACCUGAAGCUUUCAUAGGACUACACAGCUUAGCUGGCCUAGACCUUUCGCAUAACAAGAUCACUCUACUUUCCCACGGCACACUGCGAGGAAUGCCUUCCCUGCUGUUCCUGAAUCUCAGCGAGAACUGGAUAAAAGAGAUCGAGCCUAAUGUUUUCCGGAGCGUUCCACUGCUGGAUAAAUUAGUGACGGACGAGUUCCGUUUCUGUUGCCUGGCCCGCAAUACCUCCAGCGUGUGUUUGCCGCCUCCAGACGAGUUUAGCUCCUGCGAGGACCUCAUGUCCAACCUGGUCCUCCGCCUAUGUGUCUGGCUCCUGGCCGGCGUCGCCACCGUCGGCAACGUCCUCGUGAUCGUCUGGCGUACCCGGUACUCGCACUGCAACCAGGUGCACUCGUUCCUCAUCACCAACCUAGCCCUGGGGGACCUCAUAAUGGGCUGCUACCUGCUACUGAUAGCUUUGGUAGAUUGGUACUACAGGGGAGUCUACUUCAUACACGACUCUACUUGGAGGUCCAGCAAACUAUGUGCUUUGGCUGGCUUCCUGUCUACAUUCUCCAGUGAACUUUCUGUCUUCACUCUAACAGUUAUCACCCUCGACCGGUUCCUAGUGAUAAUUUUCCCGUUCCGUGUGCGACGUCUGGAGAUGGCCAGAACUCGGCGGUUGAUGGCUCUUGGAUGGUCAAUGGCAGCUGUGUUGUCAGCCCUACCUCUGUCUCACAUUCCUUACUUCCACAACUUCUACGGCAGGUCAGGAGUGUGUCUUGCUCUACAUAUUACCCCAGACAAGCCGAGUGGAUGGGAAUACUCCGUGUUCGUGUUUCUGUUCCUCAACCUCGCCUCUUUCUCAGUGAUCGCCGUCGGAUAUCUAUGGAUGUUUGUCGCAGCCAGGACCACCCAAUUGGCCGUGGCAAGAGAUCGCCGCAGCACAGAGUCGGCGAUGGCUUGGAGGAUGACGUUGCUAGUGGCCACAGACGCUGCAUGUUGGGUCCCCAUCAUAGGACUAGGCCUAGCCUCUCUAGCAGGGUUCACAAUGCCUCCUCAGGUGUUUGCCUGGGUUGCUGUGUUUGUUUUGCCUCUCAACGCAGCCAUCAACCCCGUCCUGUACACUAUAUCUACUGCACCUUUCCUCAGCCAGGGGCGUCGAGGUAUCUUCCGAUCCUGGAAGUCACAGCAAAAUUCAUCCAACAUCCCUACUAGACAGUACAUUUCAGGGUUUGCUGACAGCCCCAAGUCAGACAACAGCACCUGCUACUCUCUCAUCAAGAGAACCUCUGUUAGGUGGCACCAGAAGGUGGACACGGCGGUGUGUGAGCACGGAGAAGUGAUCACGUUGAGUCAGCUGGACUGACCAGGACCUCCAGCUCUUGCACGUAGCAGUCAUCUGUACGACUGACGAGGGCAAGGGCCUACAUAAACUGCAGCAGUACAUGGGACUAUUGGGGCUGACGCUUGAUCAGGAGACUGUCGAUAUACGGUAUAGGCUGGACUGACCAGGACCUCCAGCUCUUGCACGUAGCAGUCAUCUGUACGACUGACGAGGGCAAGGGCCUACAUAAACUGCAGCAGUACAUGGGACUAUUGGGGCUGACGCUUGAUCAGGAGACUGUCGAUAUACGGUAUAGGCUGGACUGACCAGGACCUCCAGCUCUUGCACGUAGCAGUCAUCUGUACGACUGACGAGGGCAAGGGCCUACAUAAACUGCAGCAGUACAUGGGACUAUUGGGGCUGACGCUUGAUCAGGAGACUGUCGAUAUACGGUAUAGGCUGGACUGACCAGGACCUCCAGCUCUUGCACGUAGCAGUCAUCUGUACGACUGACGAGGGCAAGGGCCUACAUAAACUGCAGCAGUACAUGGGACUAAUGGGGCUGACGC